Molecule: messenger RNA, 4476 nt
Organism: Parasteatoda tepidariorum (common house spider)
Lineage: Eukaryota; Metazoa; Arthropoda; Arachnida; Araneae; Theridiidae
Product: pleckstrin homology domain-containing family F member 2
Biological process (GO): endosome to lysosome transport; endosome organization
Cellular component (GO): early endosome
Molecular function (GO): phosphatidylinositol binding; metal ion binding
Source: RefSeq, a predicted model, not a curated record
AAAAUAUCGAUUCUUUCGUUUUUCGCACAUCACUAGUUCACUUUUUCUUCCGUCCGUUAGCUUUCAUCUGUUAUGUAUUCAUCAGUGAAGGAGUGUUGCUUUUAAAUCAAGUUUACUGAUUUGUUUUGAUUUAUCUGAUAUUUCGUUUCUUGAAUUCGACAUAUUUUCAGAUGUGAUAUGCAAUCAUUUUCUAUAAUCAUCAAAAGGCCGUUUUAAUUUACAUUUGCUUAAUAAAACGCCCCCAAAAUGGUCGAUCGUUUAGUAAACAGUGAAGCAAAUGCUCGCAGAAUCGCUGCUGUUGAAAAUUGUUUUGGGACCUCUGGUCAACCAUUGGCCAUACAGGGGCGUGCAUUAGUAGGUGAAGGUGUUCUUACUAAAAUGUGCCGUAAGAAAGCUAAGCCACGGCAAUUUUUCUUGUUUAACGAUAUUCUUGUUUAUGGUAACAUCGUAAUGGACAAAAAGAAGUAUAAUAAGCAGCAUAUCAUCCCUUUAGAGGAAGUUAAAUUAGAAAAUCUCGAAGACGAUGGAAUUUUAAAGAAUGGAUGGCUGAUUCGAACCCCAACUAAGUCAUUUGCUGUAUAUGCAGCUACCGCUACUGAGAAAACAGAAUGGAUGAAUCACAUAAACAAAUGUGUUGAUAAUCUACUGAAAAAGACUGGUAAAAAACCAUCUUUAGAACACGCCGCUGUGUGGAUACCAGAUGCUGAAGCCUCCAUUUGUAUGCAUUGUCGAAAAACUCAAUUUACUGUUCUUAAUCGCAGGCAUCAUUGCCGUAAAUGUGGCGCUGUUGUAUGCAAUCCAUGUUCCAGCAAGAAAUUCUUGCUUCCUGCUCAGUCGUCCAAACCGCUUAGAGUAUGCCUUAGCUGUUUUAACACUUUAAGUAAAGCUCGUUUAAAUGUCGGUGAUGUGCCUUGCAAACAACCUGAAAAAUCACUCAAUCAAGAUUCUUCUGGGGAAGAUGAUUCCGAAGAUGAGAUUGAUGUCCCUGGUAAGAUUACUGAUGGAAUGGAAAAUUUAAGUAUCGAUGAGAAGCCUACAUUUUAUGGGGAUGUACCAGAUUCAUCCAAUAAUGAUCAGGGAUGCAGUCCUGCUGUCGAUACUAUUUGUGAUUCCGCUAAUGAUAUUGUUUCCGCUGAUGAUACUACUGCAAGUUCCGCUAUGGAGACCCAAGCAGAUACUUAGAUAUCUUAUUUGAAUAAUUUAUUGUUACUCUAAUUUAAAUACCAUAUGUGCCUUGAGAUUUAUUAUAAAUUGAGUUUAUAACAGUAUUUUCAUGAAUUUAUCACAGACGGACAAAUAAUAAUGUUUUUAUUAUGAUAUAGUAUAGUUUUUUGUGCUGUGAAUUUAAUGAACAUAUUUUAAUGCUUGAUUUAAAUACUUACAUUGAUGCUGACCACUACUUGAUGAUCUUCUGAAAAAGACUGGUAAAAAAUCAUCUUUAGACUCAAUUCCUCAAAUAACAAUCCCUGCUGUCUAUACUAUUUGUAAUUUUGCUAGUGAUAUAUUGUUUCUGUUGAUAAUAGUUCUGCUAUGGAUACCCCAUCAGUUUAAAUUAUUGAUACUCUAAUUCAGUGAUUCUCAACCUUUUUUUUUGUUGUUGUUGCAGCACAUUUUUAACAGUUUCGAAAUUUGAUGACACACAAAGAAAAAAAUAGUUUAAAAGUUAUUUACUUAGCUAUAAUACGCUGUGUGAAAUAAUAAUUGAUAGUAAUUUUUAAUGUGAAGUAAAGUGUACUUCAAAAACAGCUACAUUUACUAGGGGAUUAAUUAUAAUUUAAUAAUAAUACUUUUACUGAGAAAUUUGAGCUCAAUGUUUUUUAAUAAUUUCAUUUAUAUUUGGUUGUAAAAAUGACAAUGCUACUCUCAUAUUGUCUUCUAGAUUGAACAGUCUCUUAUCUUUUUUUUUGUUGAUUAAUAUGAUCAGAAUAUACACAAAUAGGAUUUAGAAAAUUGUAAUAAUAUUUUUAAAGCAUUUUUGGCUAUCAUGGAUAAUCGCAUCUAAUGUCAAUUCAAAAUGAAUCAAUUGAUUCUUCAGAAUAUUUUAAAAUUAAAUCUCGAUUUUUAGAAAGUGAAAUUAGUUCUUCCUCUUUAUUCAAAUACAGAAGUAUUUGUUAUCACAAAUGGAUUACGAACCCAAUUUUGUUUUGUUUUUUGUCGCAAAUUAUUAAUUGCUGGCUUUUUUUUUUUUGCAAGUUAUCCUUUGUUAAUUUGUUUUUAUAACUAUUAAUUGCAUAGCUUGUUUUAAUCAUUAGCUUUUAUUUCUCUUUGUAAGUUAAUAUUUAGCUUUCUUUUGUUGGUUAAUAAUUUUGUUCACUCCGUUAAAAUGUAUAAAAAGUUGAUAUAUGUAUAAAUAUAUAUAUAUGUAUACAGUAAGACCUCGAUUAUCUCAGCUAAUCGGAAAUCUCGAUUAAUAGAAACCAUGUAUAAAAACCUUCUGUGCUUGCGAAUUUAACUACUUUUAAAGUAACAAACAAUAGAACGUUUUUUAAAUGAUAAAACUAAACAUAUAUGAACUUAUGUUUCACAGCUAAAAAGAUUUAAAAAGGAAAUCAACUCUAGUAGUAAAUUUUAAAAAUUGAAUUUUUUUUAACUGCACUUAGUUACAUAUCGAAAGACGCAUUUUCAAAAAUAACACAAAUCUCAAGAAAAUAUUGUAUUUUUAAAAUUUACAUGAUUAAACUUACAAGUCACAUGACCACUGUUAACAAAGCAUUCAUGGAUGUUGUCUUCUCAUGGUGUAAUAUUUCAUGGAAGUUGAGUGCUUUUGUGGGGAGUAAGUGCCUGUAACACGGACAACGAACUAAUAUGUGUAUAAUUUCUUCCAAGCUCAUUUUAGAGAGGAGAAGAAAAAAAUUUAGACUUCGUUAUUGCCUCGGUUAAUCGAGGUUCUACUGUAUUUAUAUAUGUACAUAUAUAUAUAUGUCACUGCGAAAGACCAAAAUUGGUGGUUGUUGACUUUCACCGGACGUCGUUGAAAGAUGGAAUAUUUAAUUACAUUCUUGUACGUUUGGACCCUCACCGGUGUAUGUCGACAAUCACAGAUAUGCUUUGGUGAAUGUCCGAAAUAUUUAUUACAUUCCAUUUGAUAUGAGUUUAUUCGUGGAUAUAAUUAAAUUUAUUCGAUGUUUUAACCCUACACUGAUGUUUUUUUAAGGUUAAGUGCCACUGCCCGGUAUACCCUACACUGAUGUUUUUUUAAGGUCAAGUGCCAUUGCCCGGUAUACAUUUGCCCGAUACUCCAAACACUGAUGUUUCUUCUAAUCUAUCGUCAGUAAGUAUUAAAAUAUAGAAUAAAUAUAAAUACAGUGGAACCUCUGUUAAGCGGACUUUCUUGGGAACGAAAAAAUUGUCCGUUUAUGAGAGUUGUCUGUUUUCGGGAAGGGUACUCUAAGGACGAAGUUUAACACCGCAAAUUGUUUUUAGAAUAUUUUGAAAGAUAUAGGAAAUAAUUAAAUAAUCUUCAAUAACUAUCUACAGAGAUAGUUAUUUAAAUUGUUAAAAAAAAUAUUUUUUCGAUAAAGAAUAUAUAAAAAAGUUAGAUAUAAAUACAUACUUCUAAAUGUAGCUACAAAUAAAUGAAUAUAAUUUUCCUAUUAGCACAGAUAUUCAAGUUAGGCACAUGAUACCGAAGUGGGGCUUUUAGUUCUCAGUCGGUUUCAAUUAUUAAGUUUACAUCCCUUAACACUUACCUAUCACUUGAUAGGAAACGUGGUUAAUACCUCUUUGAAAGUAAACCUCCCACGAUUCAUAGAAAAAAAAAGCAAUGCCUGCCUGUAAAUUAUGAGGACCUAUGGAGCUGAUUUCGUCACAGUUGAUCAUCUAUCAAGUGUCUGAAUAAAUGCUUCAUUUAUAUGAACACCUCAAAGAUUAUACUUCUGUUCUCUUAUUUUUUUUUUUCUCUUUCUUUAACAUCAGCUGUGUUAAAUACGGUCUUCAAAUUGAUAAGAAAAAGAAAGAAAUUUUCAAUGGGGAAGAAGCAGUGAAAGCAUUUAAAGUGUCAUUUUGACUUGAGGGGUCUCAUAACCUGUGUUGUCCUGAGGAAAGGAUCAAAAGAUGCCAAUGUCCGAAUUAUUUCACUAGAGCAGUAUCAUGGACUCCUUUUUUCUUUGCAAAGAUAAGGCGAGGGGACAGGAGAAAGGUGGAUUCUUUAGUAGUGAAAUGGCUUAACAGUAUUUUUAGUUAUGCAUAAGCAAAAAAUUCACUUCCUUUAAAAAUAGUGAAAAGUUGGAAAAAAAAAUUUUAGAUUUAAAGCAGAAAUAUUUUUUUUCCAAUUCAGAAAAAGUAGUGUCCGGUUUGAAGAGAUAGAAAAAAACUUUUUUGGGCAAAAAUGACUGUCCGGUUACGAGAGUGUCCGCAUUGAGGAGAAUGUACAUAACUGUUUAUUCAUAGAAGAUUCCCGGGGAAUUAAAAAUAUGUCCGUAUUGAGAGGCGUCCGUUUUGCAGGAGUGUCCAUAACAGGAGGUUUCACUGUAUAUA